GUUUGUGUAGAAAAUGAUUUAUGCAGUUUUCAGACCACGUUUGCUUAAUAAAAGAGGCUCUAAACGAUGUUAUUAUUGUUGUUUUCCCUGUAUGGCUCACUUAAACCUACGCUGCGGCUGAGAAACCGUAGGUUCUGCACGCUGAAGGAUAAAUGGACUCACGCAAAUUCGAAAAACGAUCGUUUCUCUUGUAGAUUUAGUCUCGUCUUUUAAAUAUGUGAGUUUUAAAUGAGUUGAAAAUACUUUUGUUUAAUUAAUGGGUGAAUUGCUCUGGGUGUGCAUUUGUUUAUUCUGCAGGGCAACAACCAACAACAAGGUGAAGGAGACUGUGGCUCUGGAGCUGAGCUUCGUCAACUCCAACCUGCAGCUGCUCAAGGAAGAGCUGGAGGAGCUCAACAGCAACAUGGAGGUCUACCAGACAGACAGCGAGUCCGUCAAUGUUCCCAUGAUCCCACUCGGCCUAAAAGAAACCAAAGAGGUGGACUUCACUGGUCCUGUCCAGGACUUCAUCUCUGAACACUACAGAGAGGACGGCACGCUGUAUGAGAAGGAGAUCCAAGACCUCAUGGAGCUCAGACAGGCGAUGCGCACGCCCAGUCGCAACCAGGCUGGUCUGGAGCUUCUAAUGGAGUACUACAACCAGCUGUACUACCUGGACCAGCGCUUCUUCUCUGCCCACAAGAAUCCGGGUGUUCAUUUCCACUGGUACGACUCUCUGACGGGCGUCCCGUCGUCUCAACGCGCUCUGGCCUUUGAGAAAGGAAGUGUGUUGUUCAACAUCGGAGCGCUGUACACGCAGAUCGGAGCGCGACAGGACCGCUCUGCAUCAGCCGGCAUCGACACGGCCAUAGAUGCUUUUCAGCGUGCUGCAGGUGCUUUUAAUUACCUUAAAGAGAAUUUCUCCAGCCCGAGUCUGGACAUGAGCGCUCCGUCUCUCAGCAUGCUGGUCCGGCUGAUGGUCGCCCAGGUGCAGGAGUGUGUGUUUGAACGUAUCACACUCGGCACGCAGGACACGGGCCUUACCUCACAGCUUCACCUGGCACAGGAAGCUGCACAGGUGUCCGAUGUUUACUUACUGGUGCAGCAGACGAUGACACAGCCUCUGAUGAAGGACUACGUCCCGUUUUCGUGGGCGUCGAUGGUUCAGGUUAAAUCUGAACACUUCCAAGCGCUUGCUCACUACCACGCUGCUGCUGCACUCUGUGAUCCAGUGUCUGAUGGGGAGGAGUGUGAAGAGGAGGUGGAGAAGGCCUUCCUCAGUUUUUACACGAACCUUUCUGGAAGUCAAACUCUCAGCCAGAUCCUACAAGACGCUGAAAACAGACGGAAGCUCGGUAAAGCCCACCUUCGGCAUGCUGUGAUGAAACACGAGGAGGCCAUUCGUGUCCACAGUCUGUGUAAAAUCCUGAGGAAGAUGGACAUCCUGCAGGACGUGCUGUCCCAAACGCACAAACGCUCCUUGGACAAAUACUUGGAGCUGGAUCGCGAGGACGACUUUGACGAGACAGCAGAAGCUCCGGAGAUACGAGCUCAAACUCAUCAGAAACCAGAGAUCACUUCACCCAACUUCUGCACCGUCCAAGUCACCGACAUCUUUCAGAGACUGGGACCCCUGUCAGUGUUCUGUGCCAGGGCCCGCUGGGGCCCGGCUCGUGUGAUCUGCCUGCAGAGGAGAGAAGGCGGGUUGGGCCUCACGCUCAGAGGAGACUCCCCGGUCCUGGUGGCAGGAGUGGUACCUGGAGGCUGUGCAGAGGAGGCGGGACUAAGGGAAGGAGACUACAUCGUAGCAGUGGACGGACACGACUGUAAGUGGGCCAAGCAUGGGGAGGUGGUCCACAUGCUGAAGGGCUGUAGCGACAGGGGAGUGGAGGUCAGCGUGGUCACGCUAGACUCACAUCACACACAGGUGGAGAGAAAAUCCAUCAUGCUGUCUCACUGCAGCGAGAAAGAAAACUCUCGGCAGUGCCCGCUGGGCGGGGCUAAGGGCCAGAGCUCCGCCUCCUUGUUGAACUGGAGCAGGAAGAAAAAAAAGGAAGGGGGCGGAGUUGCUAAAAAACUGGGAAGCACUUUCAGUUUGUCAUUUGGAAACCUCCGAGACACGGAGACGAUGUACUGAGACGCCACUGUGGAGGAAUCACUCAGGGACUCGCGGCCGAGGAGCAAACGGUACGACCGGCACCAACCAUCGGUUCUACACGAAGAAACACACACACUGUUGGGAAGGGGGGGCGAAAAGGAAAAGCUGAAUGGAGAAGAACAUUUAGGUCAUUAGGAAUUCAGGCGGCUUUCCAGCAACAUGCAUAAAGUGGGCGUGGCUUAGCUUUGCUGAAGUGAACUGAGAUGAAACCAAUAUUCAGAUAUACGAAUUUCUAGCGGGACUUUUGCAUCUGGCCCGGCCCGGCCCAGCGCGGCCAGGUUUUGCUCACAUCAUUUGCUCCUCACACCACAGCAGGGCGAUGGCAAGCUGUUGUAGCAUGUAAUUCACAAACGCUUCUGUCUUUGAAUAUAAUUUAGACUGGAUUAUGUUGCCAACCCGCACACAAUAAUAUAUAUUCCACCAUGACGUUCAUACUCGUAGAAAUGAAUGCAGUUAGCAUUUCCAGUAGCUUUUUACUGAACAUGUUAAUGAAAUAAUAAAAUGUUGUUGAUCAUAUGUGGACAUAUUUAGAUGUUAUUUAGACUAGGACGAGUGACAUUAAUACCACGCUUCAGUGUUACUGAAAUGUACCACGUACCUACCGGGGCCGGGUUGGGCUGACCCAGAUGUGAACAUGUACCUACCGGGGCCGGGUUGGGCUGACCCAGAUGUGAACAUGUACCUACCGGGGCCGGGUUGGGCCGACCCAGAUGUGAACACGUACCUACCGGGGCCGGGUUGGGCUGACCCAGAUGUGAACACGUACCUACCGGGGCCGGGUUGGGCCGACCCAGAUGUGAACACGUACCUACCGGGGCCGGGUUGGGCCGACCCGAAUGUGAACAUGUACCUACCGGGGCCGGGUUGGGCCGACCCAGAUGUGAACACGUACCUACCGGGGCCGGGUUGGGCCGACCCGAAUGUGAACAUGUACCUACCGGGGCCGGGUUGGGCCGACCCAGAUGUGAACACGUACCUACCGGGGCCGGGUUGGGCCGACCCAGAUGUGAAUACGUACCUACCGGGGCCGGGUUGGGCCGACCCAGAUGUGAACACGUACCUACCGGGGCCGGGUUGGGCCGACCCAGAUGUGAAAGCACCAUAAAUUCAAUGUAAGCCUAAAGCUCCAAUGGCAAAUCUGCAAAACAAGCUAGGUGAAAACAUGUUUUCACGCAACUUAGCAACGUUCUAACAUAGUUUAUCUAUAAAUAUGUUGUGGAGAAAUAAUAAAGCAGUUCUCUCGCAAUUGUCUAAAAACCUCAGCCAAUAACACGGCUCGGUCCAAAACCAACUAUUGGACCAUUCGGUUGUUCGCCACACUUCCCUGGGUCCUCCACACACUCAUGUAAUCAGCACCAGAACAUCGCUGGUGUGAGAGGUUCUCCGCUCUAUAUUAUCAGAGAAGGAGAAACAGCCGGCUGCUACCACUUCAACUUUAGGACAAACUACCGGAGUCCCAAAAAAAAAAAAGAGACACCAUCUAAAGUCACGGACAACAAAAGCCGUCUGGACCUAGAAAAUGGUGACUGGUGUUUAGCGCCAUCUCGUUUACUCUGAAAAUGUGGGUUUCCAUUAUUAGGGGGACGGGAUGAUAGCCGGCAGGAGGGGCGAGAGUUCUGAUACGGUAUUAGCUUGUUUUGCUGAUUUAGUAUUGCUGCUUUAAGCCUGUGUGUGAUAGGAUGAGGUAAACAGAAGGUCAAAGGUCGCAGAGGUGAAGCUGAAAAGGUUACUCUUUACCAACCAGCCUGAACUGUAAAUAGCGCCCUACAAUUUGAUCCACUCCUGAAAGAUGUUAGAAAAAACUAUUUUAGCUUUCGUCGAUUCGACCUGAAGUUGAGGCUAAAUCAGGCGUAAAGCUGAACUGAAAACCAGCUCUAAUGCAAAAAUACAGAAAACAUGAAAACUUAUGUCUAAGUAGAUGGAUCCAUGUUCAGAGUGUACACUAUAUGAUGCAACAGCUGAUCCACAGCCAGACCUUCAGCUGCAGAGAACCUCUUUCUUCUCUGCCGUGGCCGUUUGCAGCUAAUCAAACCGUGAUGGGAGCGUUGUGUGUCUAGUCCCUUCAAUGUUCUGGUGCCAAACGUACAAAUGAAGGGGGCGGGGCCAUCCUGUUACCAGAGUUUACAAACUAAAUGAGUGAAGAUGCAGAACUACGGUUUACUCCUAUGACCGCGUGGCCUCGAUUGUUCAGGAGCGGUUUCAUCUGUAGAUAUGAGUAAAAACACGAAAAAGAUCUCGAGUUAGACCAAACUUUAAAGUAAAAUGUGAUAAAAGAGAAUAGGAAGUGUGAACAGAUGUACACCAUGAGAUUUCCACUACUGGGACUAUCUGGAAAUUUUCUUGUUUUCAUGGAAAAAUGCAGAAAGUCUGAGUGGAAAACCUGGGAAAUGAGCUGGGGCCUCAUUUAUCAAGCUAGCUUACGCAGAAAACGGGGUCGGAAAACUGCGUAAGCAACUUUUCACGUAAUCUUUGGGAUUUAUGAAAGAAAACUUUGCGGAAAAAUGUGUACAACUUUAAGUUGACUAAGGACCUGGCUUACACACCUGUUGGACAUGGAGAGCACCUGCAGUGCUGCUGCUGAGAAGAUACAAUUAUGAAAUCCUGCAGCAUUAUCACUUGUACUGCUUCCUGUUCACACAGAACAAGACCCCCUGCGCGCACACACACACACACACACACACACACACACACACACACACACACACACACACACACAGCCUGAAACUCAGAAUACGGAAUGCAGGAUAUCAGCAGGGGGACAGAUUGAGACAGAAUGCCAUGCGUCUGUGACGGUGUGUGUCCUGUCACUGACUACGUUUACAUGCAGCCAAUAUCCGGGUUAUGAUCGGGUUAAGGUCGGGAUUCGGGUUUCUGAGUUGAUCAGAAUAACCCGUUUACAAGCAUAAAUGGAAAGAGUUACCCCUAACUUGCCUAACCCGGUUUAAAUGCGGACGUUGGGGUAGCGUCAGGACGUAUGGACUACGUCCAGACGCAAUAUGCGUCAUAUUUCGCUGUCUCUGUACUUUCGGCCGUCAACAAAAGACAUAAUGUUCAUACUUUUCACCAGACCGAUGAAGACAGAGGUUUCGUCACUCCGAAAGUGUGGUGCUGUGCCGCGACUCGCCAUGUUGCUCCCAACUUGUUUACUUCCGGUGUUCUGGUGCAUACAAGACGUCUCGCUACUCAAAAGACCAAGAUUCCUUGCGAACAGAGCAUGAGCAGAACACACACUUUGAUGGGGAUAUCCCGGUAUGCGUUUACACGACCAAACAUUCAGGUUAGAAAAGGGUUACCCCAGGUGUAGUAACCGGGUUUUUAAAAACCCGGUUAUGAGCAUAUCCGGGUUUCUGGCGGUGUUUACAAGGACCUGCGGAACCGGGUUAUUGUGAAUAUUCGGGUUUUAAAAGGGUUACUGGCUGCAUGUAAACGCACUCAGUGUGACACGAUUGAUCAUGCGCCCUGGCUACUUGGACAAGGGAGAUCUCUGUUUGGGUGACUGGUUAGCAUGCGUGACUUUCACCCGGGAGUCUGGGGUUCGAAUCCUGAUUGGGCCAUUUUAUAUCCGCCACAGAUCUCUCUGAGGAACUCAGCAUUGACAGCUUCAGCAACGCUGUGCCACUCCGUGGAUUUUCUCUUAUUUGUUUUGCAAAAGCACUUCCUUUCAUUUCUCCACCUCACCCACAGGUACCUCAACUUCUGCUUCUGUGAAAUUGCACUUCCUUGAUCUGCCUUGAUCUACGGUCGCCGUCGUCAUUGGCGGAGCGCUGCAACAGCCGGCUUAUGCAUAUGCAUGAGGUCCACAAGGCACUUUGCAUUGACCAUUUAUGGCAGUAAGUGGGCGUGGUGAGGGCGGGAUGUGACUAAAAAGCAGCUGAGAAACAUUCUAGAUAGUCUCUGAUUUAUGAAGCGGAGCUUGCGUGCAGCUGUGCGUCCUCCAUGUUUGAUAGAUCACACACCUGCUUGGCGUAAGUACAUUUUUUUUUGCUGAGCUCAAGUACGGUUUUAGUCAGGAGUCUACGCCAUGUUUGAUAAAUGAGACCCCAGGACAUGCGGGUGGCAGCCAUGAUUCUCAAAGCCAUUUCUGUGGAAUGCUUUUGCAAAAACCUGACACAUUUCUCCGGGACAUUGCAUUCAGUAGUGCAGCUAGUUGUUCCGCCACCAAUCGUUACGGAGAUGUGGACAUCGAGGGAGUUUGAAACGAACCCAUGGAGGCUACAGAUUUAGACACCAGCGAGCGCCUCAAAUCAGCAAAAGCUCUCAUUAUUUAGAGUUUAGCCUGUAAAACGAACCAGUCUCACACGUCUACAAUCGUUCAGAUGUUUUCCUACAAAAAUCGACUUUUCGCUCAAAUAUUUCUGCUUUCAGGUUAAACAACUCGACUCGUUUUUGUAGCGUGUAAAAACUCAACGUAGACUCUAAAAACAUUUGAUCUGACACGGGGCUGCAUGAUAUUAGGAAAACCUGCGAUGUGCGAUAACGGUGAUUUAUACUGCGAUGGCGAUCUUACUCGUGAUAAAUAAAAACUUAACUCGGGAACAAAAAUAUUCAAAAACAAAGGAAUUAAAAAAUGACCCAAAAAAAAUCACAAAAAUGAGGAAAGCAACAGAUGCGAGGAAAGGGAAAAAGAAGGCGAUCAGUGGAUCCCGGGAGAGCAGAAAGAGCAGAACAAGGCUAACUCUGGUGUUUGCUAACUAUCUAAAUUAGGUGCCGUCUGCCUCGGGGGCGGGCCUCUAACCUAUGAGAACCCACCCAAUUGGCCAAAUGGGUGAAGAGCUCCAUUUGAUUUUGUUAAAAAAACAUCAGUUUGACAGAAUGCAUCACGCGUAGCAAACACUUGAGCUGACCAUUCAUUGCGAUAUUUAUCUGUUUUUUGCGAUAUGCAUAUUGUGCAUGCUGAUAUCGCGAUAACGAUAUAUUAGCGAUAUAUUAGUGCAGCCCUAAUCUGACACUACUGAUCUGAGGCCAGGCUUUAAUUUUUUUAAAUAAAAGUUAAAGAAACGUCCAUGAAACCGAUAAUGUCCAUGUCUCGGUCAUUUCCUAGAAUUCCUCGUUAGACUAAUUCCUGUUUGUUUCCAUGGAAGAUCAGAAUUUAUCCAAGUGAACCCAGAAUUUUACGUUUUUUUAAGUCUCCGCUGGAUCCACCCGAUCUGCACGACUACAGGAGACGGGAGCGUAUUUCUGACGUUUUAUUGUUCUAAUAAAACUAUUCUGGAUCAGCUGAGGAACUCGAUACGGACGCGAGACUCAGCUCUCACACCAGAUGUGUGUUUAGUCGGUUCUAGAAACUGAAGCACUUGAAAUGUUUGUUUAGGUUUAGACGUGUUUAACGCACUGUGACAACUCUUUAGAAGGUAGUUUUUGAUGCUGCAAUAACGAACAACACUGAUGUGUGUUAGAAACAAACUGUGAAGCUUUUUUAAUGUCCAACGUGCAUGUUCACGUGCACGUCUUUAGUGCAGCGGUCGUAGCCGAGGAGGGAAAAGGAUUUUUUAUGUCUUUAAUACGUUACUGUUUGUUUAAACGAUGACGUCACCAGACAAAUGUUUUUGUACAUCUGAUCAUCUCUGAGGACUCCUCGGGGAUUUGCACUGCAUUUACAUGUUUUAGAUAAAUAAAGCUGAGAAAUGA
Molecule: messenger RNA, 7765 nt
Organism: Nothobranchius furzeri (turquoise killifish)
Lineage: Eukaryota; Metazoa; Chordata; Actinopteri; Cyprinodontiformes; Nothobranchiidae
Source: RefSeq, a predicted model, not a curated record